GCUCUCACGGACGCCAUAGUAGUAGAGAUUCAAUGAUGCGAUGUCUGUAAGUCUAUGAUCUGUAGUCAUUCCAAAUGUUGUGACACUGGACGUUGCUAGGGGGCAGUCUUUCACUGGUCUGUGUCUACUCACUCUCUCGUUGCUUCGGCGCGCAAUGACUUUCAAAGUGCUAACUCAAGCUAGAAAGCAAAAAGCACAUUGGCUGGAAAACCGGGGCGGUUAGCUUGUCCACACAGAAACUCGACGAAGAAGUGUCAAAUUCUCUCUGAGGGUUGCCGGUUAGCUUAAUUUCGACACAAGAUUUUGAAAUAACAAUCUGUACUUUUGGCCACAAACGUGAAUCGAUAUUGGAGGUUGAUGACACAAUCAAUGUUCCUGGGCUGUUUUCUUUCUCCUCCCCCACAGCGAGCAGUAAUGAGGCAGGAGGAUUGAAAGAGGAAGCAGGUGUCUCAGCGGAGUAUUGGGGAAGGAGGUGGAAGAGGACAGGAUGCUUGAGGAGGCAGGCCAAGCAGGGACUGAGGUGGAGCUAGAUGAGAUGGAGAUGGAGGGCAUGGACCUGAGGGCGGAGGUGGUGAGACUGAAUUUGGAGCUCCGGGAGGCCAACGAGGAGAAACUACAGGCGGCCCGUUAUGGCUUAGUGGUACUGGAGGAGAGCGCUGAACUGAAGAAGAAACACACCCAGCUGGAGGAGGAGUACGACACCCUCAAACAAGAGCAACAGCAACUCAAAGAGGCUCUGGCAGAGUCUGUGAACCACCACAAGCGUGCAGCAGCAGAUGGGGAGACCCGGGAGGAGUGCCUGCUGCAGGAAACUGCCAGCAAGGAGGCUGCCAUGGCAACCAGCAUGGCUGAGCUUCAGGCCGAGUUACGGCAGGCGCGUAUCACUCUGGGCAACGCUCACGCAGAGAUCGACCGUCUGGCUGGCCUCUCCUCCCAGCUAAAGAAGGAGUGUGAGUGUUGGGAGGCGGAGAAGGGCCACAUGAGGAAUGAGAUGAAGGAGUAUAAGGUGCGGGAGCUCCGGCAGCUCCAGGACAACAGUGAGCUGGAGGAGGAGAACACCUGUCUGCAGAAACAGGUGUCUGUACUCAAGCAGAACCAGGUGGAGUUUGAGGCGGUGAAGCUGGAGCUCACCCACAAAGAGGAGCAGGAUGAGGUUCUCCGGGCCCAGCUGGAGGAGGCGGCGCGGCUGAGGGAGAUCGCUGAGCAUCAACUGGACGAGGCCCUGGAGGCCCUGAAAGAGGAGAGGGAGCAGAAGAACAGCCUGAGGAGGGAGCUCUCGGCCCUGGCCCUCAACCCCUUCGACUCUGUGGGCAACCUGGAGCUGCACCUGGAGCAGCUGGAUGACAGUGGCGACAGCGGAGGGGGCCAGAGGAGCUCUGAGGACCAGGAGCACGACCAGGACAGCGGUUACAACAAUGGCCCAGGGUCUGGUUGCGCUCCUACUAAUCCUAACCCCAAGGCAAACGGGCACGUCCAGCGCUUCUCCACCCCCAGGAACAGUGAUGUGUUCCUGAGGCCUGCCCCUGGCCUGGUGUCUGACCUUCUCAGUGAGCUGCACCUCUCAGACAGCCAGAAGCUCAAACAGCAGCUCAUGCAGGCUGAGAGGGAUAAGACUGGUCUGGCCAACACGGUCCAGGACCUCCAGAGGCAGUUGGAGCUGUCCCAGCAGGCCUUCAGUGAGCAGGAAGACAAGGUGGGCUCCCUGACCCAGCAGCUGGAGGCCGUGCAGCUGCAGAAACACAUCCUGCCCCAGGGGAAGGCAGCAGGUGACCGGGGGGACGGCAGCAGCAGGACCCUGGAGAACGGUGCGGAUGACUACGACUAUGAGCUGGACGUAAAGAGCACUGAGGUGCUGGAGGCCCGGAUGAAGGCGGCCGGYGAGGAGCUGCUGAAGCUGCGUGAGGAGCUGUCCCAGGCGGGGAAACGUUACUCAGCCCUGGAGCAGCGCUGCCGGCAGGAGAAGGAGCGGUGGAGGGGAGAGGCCCAUGAGCUGGCUGAGAAGAUCCGCCAGUGCAUCAAGUCCAGCCGGCAGGACCAGGAGCGCAUCAGCGAGCUGGAGAAGGAGAUCGGAGCGACGAGGAAAGUGGCUACUGAUUCUGAGGGUCAUCUCAGCGUGGCACAGGAGGAGCUGCUGGCCUUCUCUGAGGAGCUGGCCAACCUCUACCACCACAUCUGUGUGUGCAACAACCUCACGCCCAAACGCGUCACCCUGGACUACUACCGCGACGGGGCCAGGGGCCAGUCAGGGGGGAGUGGAGGGAGGUCCAACCACCUGCACCCCCAUCACGGACGUAACAAGCGCCGCUCCAACGAGUUGUUUGCGAAAGCAGUGCAUGGAGGAGAUGGAGACAGUAGGCCUGGUACUCCCCAGGACUCCCGUGACAACUCCCCCUCRACACGCUGCUCCUCCCCCACCCCAGUCUGCCCUGGCUCCCCCACGCUGGACUUCAGGGACCCCUCCAACGUACGUAACCUGGUGGCUGUCAUCCGCUGCCAAAUCAAACACCUCCAGGUGGCGGUGGACCUGUGUCGCCACCGGGGCAUGCUGCCCUAUUCGGGAGGGAUCAGCUGUGGAGGAGAGCUGGAAAGUGAGGCCCUCACGGAGGAGGUGCUGAAGCUCAAGUCUCUCCUCAGCACCAAGAGAGAACAGAUCGCCACUCUCAGGACUGUCCUCAAAGCCAACAAACAGACAGCAGAGUUGGCUCUGAGCAACCUGAAGACCAAGUACGAGACAGAGAAGAGCAUGGUGUCUGAGACCAUGGUGAAGCUGAGGAACGAGCUUAAGGCCCUGAAGGAGGACGCUGCCACCUUCUCCUCACUGAGGGUGAUGUUCGCCAGCCGGUGUGACCAGUAUGUYACCCAGCUGGAUGAGAUGCARAGGCAGCUAGCAGCGGCUGAGGAUGAGAAGAAGACCCUGAACUCCCUGCUCCGCAUGGCCAUCCAGCAGAAGCUGGCCCUGACCCAGCGCCUUGAGGACCUGGAGGCCCCUCUGUCCCCCCACGGCCUCGGCAACAGCCCUCGCCGCGCCAGGGCUAAGGAGCUGGGCACCAAAACGGGCCGGAGCCCCCGACGUAACAGCCCCGUACGGAGCAGGAACAGCCCCCGCUCCAGCCCAGUCCCCAACCCUGUGUCCAGCACCGCCAGCCACCACUUCCGAGCCCUUACCCGCAGCCUCCACACCAGCCCUCGGUAAAACCAGUCAGUCGUCACGAUCACCCCAACCCCCCAGUCCUCCACAAGAACCGUGUUCUCCAUGUCCACCUCCUGAAACAAACGCCUUCCCUUCCUCCUGAAGUCRUCAUUCCUCCAAACACAUCCUCUUCAUCCCACACCUCCUGAGUCAGCUCCCAGACCUUUCCACUCUACUCAUCAGACCCAGUGAACUGGCUGCCCUUUCCGUCUUCCUACCCUCUGUAUGGACCCAAGAUGCCUACCUGCAUGCAACCAGGAAAGGAGAGUUAAAGAAGAAAACAUACUCUGAUUUUAUUUAUAAUGUUAUGAAGUAAAGGACUGUUUUUCUGACCUUCACAGUAUUAUUUACCCUUUCUUUCAAACUGAAAACCCUGUCCUGCUGUGUUCUCCUGCUGUUGAUGUAUAUUUAUGCAAAUAUAUUACAUUUUGAUGCUGCUGCAUAGUUUUUUGACACUAGUGAAGACGUUUAGCCUGGCAACAUGCCGAAGUCUGUCUGGCAACGUUCUUCUAGUGUCAGACAGCAUCCCCCCUGGACAACUGCUGCAUAGCCUGACCUCUAUGGCUGCAUCUGAAAUGGCACCCUACUGUAUAUUGUGCACUACUUUUGACCUGGGCUCAUGUCGAUUUGGUGGAAACUAGUGCAAUAGGUAGGGAAUAGGUGUGCCGUUUUGGUUUCAUGGGCAUUUUAAAACACAGCAGCCUUACUAAUCAUAAUUGAAAUACUAAAUGCACACUGAAGAGUCCUGUCUCUCUCGUGUUUUGAGGUUUAUUUAUUUCUUUAGCUCUGCAUCUUCUACUGGCGGUAACUGUUAAAUCCUUCUCUUCGUCCUGUGACUUACCCGACUGUUUGGCUUUGGCCUACCAGCCAUGCCCUUCAGUCAGGCGAUCAAUAUCACUGAUGGAAAUUAUUCAUCUGUACCCUCAGCACCUCAGGUUUAUAUCACAGUUGAAUGAACUAGCUAACAAAAAGAUGGGAGAUAUUUGACGGGCAUGCUUAUUUUCAAACUAUGCAGAUAGCUCUGAGACUGAAGGCCCUGCAGACUGCUGUUUUCCAGGAUCUGAGUAAGGAGUGCCUCAAAGGCUGACGGUUCCAUAGAAAUAGAAUUACGAGAACAGACAUCUGUUUAAUUAUAUUUCUAUGGAUUCUAACUAUUUAAUUUCCCCCUCGUCUCCUGGCAGCAGGGUUGCAGUGGUCGUGGUCUAAUACAUUGUCCCUACUGGACCACACUGCCAGCCUCCUACAGUGCAGGGUCCACGGUGGGGCACAUCCACCUUUAUAUCUAGUAGCCUUAGUGAUUUGGCAAUUUGUUUUAUAAUUUAAAUAUAAGAAAAAAAACAGGCUCAAAUCAACUUGGUCCAGGUGGGUUUCCGUGCUGUGUUUAGUGAAGGUCAAUACAUCAUGCUAAUUGGGGGUUCCAAUGUUGAAAACAGUGCCUUGGUUUUCCUCUUGCUCCAGUCAUUUAAUGUUUAGACUAAAUCACCUUUUUAAAUAUGUUGAACACUGUUGUAGGGAUGAGAUGUGUAGUUAAUUUUUUUAUAUGAUUAUGGAGUUUUGUUUAGCUUUUCGGGAAACUAAUAGGCUCUUUGGUACUUGUUGUAGUUUGUACAUUUUCUUUGUCCUUAAACCCCCCCUCCCCCCCUUCUCACUCUUUCACAAAUGUGUUUGUACAGGUAGGUGUUGUGUAAAUGUAACUGAUCAUCAUACGUCUGUAUGUGUGGACAAAAUUAAUUAGUACAUUCAUUUUAUUUGUCGAUAGAACCUAAUAUGCCCAAAUAAUCCACAUCAAUUUCUGUGUAUGUAAAGUAAGUUAAUUUUGUUGACCUGUGAACGACUUAUUGUGUGAUGGAGAAUAAAGCAACACCACUGUCAGUAAUUGUUGGGUUGAUGACAUAAUAAUCUUA
This is a messenger RNA of Salvelinus sp. IW2-2015, 5094 nucleotides long. Its product is annotated as protein bicaudal D homolog 2. The record is from RefSeq and is a predicted model, not a curated record. Gene Ontology annotation, molecular function: dynein complex binding; cytoskeletal adaptor activity. NCBI's taxonomy places the organism in Eukaryota, Metazoa, Chordata, Actinopteri, Salmoniformes, Salmonidae.